Peronospora belbahrii is the source of this 1302-nucleotide messenger RNA. Lineage: Eukaryota; Oomycota; Peronosporomycetes; Peronosporales; Peronosporaceae. The record is from the annotation of a GenBank genome assembly.
AUGCAUUGUCAUCGUUCCAUUCGAUUCCAGUCCGAGUUAUCAAGUGAUCAUCAUUCAUUAGAUACUCCUACACAUGAUGCUCAUCUUGAGAAUGAAAAACUCUGUCAACUCGUGCCUAUAACACAUUAUCAUCUUACUCCUAGUUCUAGUAGUUCUAGUACUUUACGUCGUUUCAAUGUAAAAAUACGUGAUCUUACAAACGCCGUCUCACCGUCUUCCUGUCAUGAACAACAAGGUAAUCAAUAUCUACAAGACACAGAGCGAAAUGGAGAUAGUAGUGAUCCAAGUCAAGACAAAGUUAUUUUCUCAACAACAGCAACUAGUUGUAAACGAUCCAAGACAAAUAGUGAACGUGGUCGGGCCUUUCGCGCACGCCGUAAGAAGUACAAGGAUGACCUUGUCACGAUCGUUAGCUCGUUACGUCAAGAAGUUUCUGGCCUUGUCUUUCUCCGGGGUAUACGUGCUGAAAAGGCCCUCCACAGUCGCAAUACCAUGUGUGGCUCACUUGUACGACUUGUGAGAGAGUACUUUGCUUUGUUUGAACGUGGCAUUCCAUCGGUUCGAGGUGUUGGUCAGAAACGAUCACCAUUGCUCAUGGAUGGAUCGACCAUGAACAACACGUGUGACGUCUUUGCUGCAAAGCAAGAAGCUUUUCUAAAGAGCGCCAUGCACCCGGAGAUGCAGUUUGGUCAGGUUACUGGACCGCAAAACUUAUUGGAGCAAUGGAAGAGAUAUACGAAUUAUCACGCGAGGUUUGAGGUUGAGGUUGUCAGCAUCAAAGUGUCGGGAGACGAAAACGACCCUAUCGUGACGGUAUACUCGAAUCUGAGCGUGGUAUUUUCGCGCGCAACGUUUGACCAUGUUUUCCCCCAUGUGGUCGUCAACGAGGAGCUUCUUAACAGGUUUAUCGGUCGUAAAAUAGUCUACCAUGCUGUGAAUCGUCUCCGUUUCUCACCAAAUGGCCAGAUCUUUGUCUAUGAAUCCGACGUGGGUUUUGUUGCCUCGUUGGUCGAAGCUGGAGCAAGUAUCUCGGAUAUCGCAUUGCUGAUGCAGCAGGCAAAAAUUGCAGACGAGUGUAGACUAGGGAAAGAGGAUGAACACAGCAACGGGGUGCAAGAGCUUGAGCCGGAUAAUCUAGACACGAUCAUGUUCUACGACCACAACGUAAUCCAUGCCACGCAUGAGAAGACAACUGGUGCAGAUAGCAACAAGGACAACAUUGAAAGUAGCGGAUCGGGUGCUGAGGAAGAGAGCUUGUUGGAGACCAGUGGUCGCUUUGCCAUUGAUUUCCUCCUAUCGUAG